Lachnellula hyalina is the source of this 1812-nucleotide messenger RNA. RefSeq names its product General amino-acid permease. The record is from RefSeq and is a predicted model, not a curated record. The transcript has 6 exons. Gene Ontology annotation, cellular component: membrane. Lineage: Eukaryota; Fungi; Ascomycota; Leotiomycetes; Helotiales; Lachnaceae. Gene Ontology annotation, molecular function: amino acid transmembrane transporter activity. Gene Ontology annotation, biological process: amino acid transmembrane transport. Bases 1 to 1812 code for a protein of 603 amino acids.
AUGGAGGGAGCGGAGAAGGGAGAAUAUACGCUGCGUAGCAAUGGUAGUUUCAAGAGCCACCAGAGCUCUGCGCCUUCGCCAUCCUACAGCGGCAAUGGUGGAGAGCCAAGUUAUGAGGAGAUUACGGAGAUCCGUCAGACCUUGGGGCGUCGCAUGUGGGACAGUUUUAAGCGCAAUCCAGAUCUCACGGUGACGCCAAAAGGUGUUAUUGGGGCAAAUGGGCGUGUUUUUGAUCCCCAUGUAGCUGCGGUCGCUACAACGAAUUCCCCUCUGGCGCGAAAGUUGAAGGGCAGACACUUGCAGAUGAUCGCUUUUGGAGGCUCGAUAGGUACUGGUCUUUUCGUCGCAUCUGGCAAGGCUCUUAACGCUGGAGGACCAGCCUCUUUACUCAUCUGCUUCUCUCUGAUUGGUAUAAUGUUGUAUUGCACGGUACAAGCUCUCGGAGAAAUGGCUGUGUUAUUCCCAGUUGCUGGAUCCUUCUCGGCCUACUCCACUCGGUUUUUAGAUCCUGCAUGGGGUUUUGCAAUGGGAUGGAAUUAUGCUAUGCAAUGGCUGGUAGUACUCCCUUUAGAAAUUAUCGCGGCUUCCAUUACCAUCAACUUUUGGGACACGAGAGGACAAUACGAUCAUGCCAUUUUCGUCACUGUAUUCUUGAUAGUCAUUAUCGGUAUUAAUAUGUGCGGGGUCAAAGGUUAUGGUGAAGCGGAGUUCUUCUUUGCUUUAGUCAAAAUCGUUACCGUGAUUGGGUAUAUUCUUCUCGGUAUAAUAAUCAACUGCGGAGGAGGUCCCACAGGUGGAUACAUUGGGGGUAAAUACUGGUCUGAUCCCGGAGCUUUUAACAAUGGAUUCAAGGGACUGUGUAGUGUCUUUGUCACAGCUGCUUUCGCAUUUGCCGGUACCGAACUGGUUGGUCUUGCCGCUGCCGAGACAGCAAACCCACGCAAGUCGCUCCCAACGGCGGUCAAGCAAGUCUUUUGGCGUAUCACUUUUUUCUAUGUUCUCAGUCUCGCCGUCGUUGGCCUUUUGGUUCCAUACAACAAUCCGCAUCUGCUUGAAUCGGGUCGCGCAGACACUGCUGCCUCACCGUUCGUUAUCUCUAUUGAAAAUGCCGGCAUCGACGUUCUACCCUCAAUGAUGAAUGCUGUCAUUCUUAUUGCUGUGCUGUCUGUAGGAAAUUCUUCCAUUUUUGGCUCUUCACGAACACUGGCUGCCCUUGCAGAUCAAGGGCAGGCUCCUAAGAUUCUCGGAUAUAUUGACCGAAAAGGUCGUCCUAUAAUUGCCAUUCUUGUCGCUUCUGUUCUAGGAUUCAUUGCUUACGCAGCCGACUCGGAAGUGCAAGGAGACGUACUCGACUGGAUGCUUGCCCUUUCAGGUCUAUCUUCAAUCUUCACAUGGGGCUCCAUCUGCCUCGCCCAUAUUCGUUUCCGCCGUGCUUGGAAAUUGCAAGGCCAUUCCCUCGAUGAACUUGCCUUCCGUUCACAACCAGGGGUCCUCGGUUCCUGGAUCGGAUUCAUCUUAAACGUCCUCAUCUUAAUGGCACAAUUCUGGGUUGGUGCAUGGCCCGUUCAGUACGGAGAUCAGGGACCCAGAGGCCAAGCCAAAAGUUUCUUUCUGAGUUACCUCGCAGCUCCUAUCGUCAUAAUAUUCUACAUCUUCUAUAAGGUCUGGAAAAAGACGCCAUUCAUGCGUGCCAAAGACAUGGACCUUCAGACUGGAAUCCGGGAAUUAAAUCUCCCCGCGUUGCUAGCAGAGGAGAGGGCGGAGCAGGCAGCUUGGCCGACGUGGAAGAGAGCUUACAAGGUUGUUUGCUAG